This is a messenger RNA of Sabethes cyaneus, 8561 nucleotides long. RefSeq names its product zinc finger protein 395-like. The coding region runs from base 1237 to 3381 and encodes 714 amino acids. Gene Ontology annotation, biological process: regulation of transcription by RNA polymerase II. The transcript is spliced from 7 exons. NCBI's taxonomy places the organism in Eukaryota, Metazoa, Arthropoda, Insecta, Diptera, Culicidae. The record is from RefSeq and is a predicted model, not a curated record. Gene Ontology annotation, molecular function: RNA polymerase II cis-regulatory region sequence-specific DNA binding; DNA-binding transcription factor activity. Gene Ontology annotation, cellular component: nucleus.
CAUAUUUGGUUCAGUUCUCAGUUGUUUUUCGUGUCGGAUAGUUGUCACUCGUCAGCAGCAGCGGCUCCACUUUCGAGAAAAGAAGUUAGAUCAGAAAAGAAGUUAGUGUGUGCAUUUUAUUCUAAAUUCAGCAAACCAUCAGCAGCCAGUGUGUGUUGUGCGUGUGGUUCAUUGUGAAUGAAAACACACAGUCCCCCACUCCCACGCAGAGACGGUGCGUGUGUGCUUUGUGUGCAGUUUAUCGAAAACAAUAGUGCUUGUUCUGGUUGCAAAAGUUGCGUUUUACCGUGGCCUACUAAGUGUCAAGGUGACGAAACGAAAAGGUGUUAAGGACAUUGCAGCAGCAGCAGCCUACAGAAAGCAAGUGCAUUUUUUUGUGUUCUAAAUACUUUUAUGUGUUCUUUGUGCUCCUUGCGCUACUCGAACCUCGGGCCCUUGGGAAUCGUGCAACCCAAGGCCUUCCCCAGUGUAUAACUGUGCAGUGUAGUAACAGAGUGCUGGUCUCGGAAUCACCCCGGACGACUCUGCCACCCUCGAAAUCUGCUGCAAGCAAAAUAUGAUUUGGGAUAAGUCACGAGCGAACAAUCGGAAUCACUGCCAAGAUGCAUCGACUGAUACUGCUCAAGUGACGCGCUCGCAGCUGGUCGUCUUUGCUGCCGCUACGGAACCGGAAGUAUCCAACCGAAGCUUGCACCCUGGAUACAGCAGCCAACGGGCGCUGUCCAGCCGUUUAGAGUCGUCAGUCAUAGUGCCGGAAGUCUACCGGAGAAGCUCGAUUACCGAAAGUUACUACAGUCUGGACAAGGUCGUGUCGUGAAGUGUGUGUCGGGAAGUGGUGCACGGAGUGCCGUACAGGCGAUAGAAAGCUACGAAAGCGUUGGCUUCAGGUGUGUACAAUAGAAAGCUAUCAAAACGAUAUUACGAGUUACGAGCAAAAGUGAUAAAGUAAAACUGGAGUUUAGUUUGAGAGUAAAAGUUGUUACCUGUUCCGCCGAAAAAAAAGCAAAAAGUUCGAAGCAUAGUGCUUGAAACCUGUUGAAAGCGAAAAAGAAGAGAAUCGUGAUCGAAGCUUGUGAAGCAAAGUUGUUGCGAAAUUUAGGGGGCUGAUAGUUUCUCAUUUGAUAUUUAUCCGUUUUUUCUGUUUCUCCAAUUCGUCUGCAUCGUUUGACGUAACGUAAAGUGCUUGUGUGUCAGUGUGUGCGUGCGUGACGAGUUGAGUCCACCCCCUCGUUACUUAUGAAAAAGUACUUCCUGAAUAAGAUGUCAACCGGUAAGCGCUUGGCAAAACGCUCCAUCAUCGGUACCCGGGUGUGUGCUCCGGGCGCCGAUGGUAUCUGGUAUUCCGGCGUGAUCCAAGCGGUUAAAACGCCCCCGUUGGCCAACCAAAAGGACAACACCAACUGCAUCAAUCUGACGCCGAACACCCGCUACUCGGUACGGUUCGACAGCAAGCAGGACAUCUCGCGUCGCGGGCUGGCACGGGAGUUCCGCGAGAGCGAACUGAUCGGUCCCGGUUUCCGGGUCAUCGCGGACGUCCGGCUGAAGCCGGGCCAGAAGGUGUUCCUCACCUACAAUGGACGCGAGAGCGCCGGCGAGGUGCUGCAGCACGAUGAUCUGAAAGACGAAAUUACCGUUAGGAUCGUACCCGUUGGACAAGAGGCCCCCAUCGAACUGACCAAACGAUUGGACGAGGUUCGCCUGCUGGAAUCACGCCGCUCGCCCCGUCUGGCGGAUCAGGAAAAGGACACGGACUUUGCCCGGCUCGCUGACAUGGCCGGCGACCGGCGGCGACAAUCACACAGCAUCGACGUGCCAUUCUCACUCACGCAACAAAAUGGAUCUCGUAAACGACGCCCGUCAUACUCACAGGACGAUCGGGAAUACUUCAGCAUCAACGAUGACGACCCGAUGGACGAAUGCAAUGCCGCCCUGGUACUUAUGAGUUUGUCCUGUUCGCCAAAUUCUUCCGUGACGGGCUGGGAAACUGUGCUGGGCACCAGCUCGAGCAGUAGCACCACCUCGUGGAGCACCGGUUCGACCACACCGCCGCUCAGCGAGGAUGGCCAUUCCACGCCGCCGAACAACAGCGUCAGUAGCAGCAGCGGAAUCAACAGCAACGGAAGCAGCCCAGAAAAUAAUAACAACAACAACAGCAACAACAAUAACAAUACCACCGCUACCAACAACAACAACAACAACAACGCGUCGAUCACCGCCAACAGCAAUUCCAGCAGCAACGAGACGGUCAUUCGCGGACCCCGGACAACAUCGUUCUCUGACGAAGGCAUCGGAAUGGAUUACAGCGAGGACAUGAAAAGAAAACGACGGGCAAGUCAACCAAUUUACAAAUGCACCUGGAAGGGUUGUGGAGUAAUCUACACAUCUUGUUCUGAGGUCACCGCUCACGUACGAAACGCACAUCUUGGCCCGGACGCGGCCAGCGACGACGAGGAUUUCUACUUUAACGAGUUCGAGGAUGAGAGUGAUAGCGGUCACAGUGCACCCCAUCCGCCAUCGCCACCGACUCUGAGCCACCGCGAUAUGGCUCGACCUCCGCACGAGGAUCCGGAGUACCAGCGGCAAAUCGUUGGCAACUACCGGCAAGGGCUGCUGUCGAUGUCGUCCGCCGCCCAGCAGCAGCAGCAGCAGCAGCAGCAACAUCAUCACCACCAGCAGCAGCAUCACCAACACCAUCAGCAUCAGCAGCUGAGCUCGGCUGGUGCCAUCAAACCCCCACUGCCACUGCCGGGAGCGGCCACGGCUGCCGGUCAUCCGCUUCACCAUCCGGGGUUAAACAAUAAUAACAACAACAACACCAUCAUCAGCGGCCAGGGCAACAACAGCAGCAGCACCAGCAGCAGCAGCAACAACGGAAGCUCCGCCAACAGCAGUAGCAACGGCAGCGGCGCCGUGCAUCCACACAGUAAUACCUCGCCGCUGAUACACCACAAUUACACCUGGACGCAGAUUAGUCCGACCUCUCCCCAGAAGCACGUCCGCCUAUCGCCCCGACCGUCGGCCUCCUACCCAUACCCGUCGCCAAACUACUCAAACCAAAUAGCUCAACAACAUCACUACCAACAGCAGCAGCACCUCGGCCAAAUCCAGCUCUCGCCGGGCGGUACCAACUAUCACCACCAGUCGACGAUUCCGCUCUCCACGGGCAGUGCCGGCGGUCAGGUGCAACCUCUCAACGGUUCCGGGGCGUUCGCGACGCCCGGCACCAGCCCUGGCGCCGCCAGCAACCGGUCACCGCUCUCGCCGAACCGCCGGACGCGGGGCGAGAACAAAAAGUGCCGCAAAGUGUACGGCAUGGACCACAAGGAUCAAUGGUGCACCCAGUGCAAGUGGAAGAAGGCCUGCAGCCGCUUCGGGGACUGAUCCAAGUCGCGCAAGCAUCCGCCGCAGCCAUCCGUGGUGACGGCGGCCACCACUGCGUCGACAGCGACAACAACGGCCACGGGAGCGUCGCAGCAGGCGACGUCAGCGGCUGUUGCUGCGGCCACCGCGGCAGCAGCGCCCCUAGCGGUUGCACUAUCAAACCACCUUCAUCACAACCACCACCACCACCACCACAACAACAACAACCAUCACCAUCACAACAAUAGCAGCCAGCAGCAAUCAGUCUGAUGUGUGCAAAGAGCAUGCCUGCCGUGUGGUUCUGCGUGCGUGAGUGAGUGAAACAACAGAAAGUGUGCGCGAUCGGUAUGCUUGCGUGUGUGCGUGUGCCGGAACGGAUGAGCGAGAAUGGAAUGGAAAUGUGUUUGUGAUGUGUCAGAGAAGCGCGCGUGCACUGUAAAUAUAACCGUGAUAUAUUUUAGCGAGAACAAUGAAAAAACCGAUUGAAAAAUAAGUAAAAAAUGAAAAAAUCAAUUCGUAAAGUUUGUAGGUUCUAUUGAGUGUAAUAAUGUUAGUUAUUUAUAUUCUCAGCAAUCGUGUGUAAAGUCGCAGCCAAUACCAAUUGUACAGAAAGAGGAUUGAAUAGAGUGGAAACUACCUAAAAACGAAGAGAAAAAAAAAGAGAGUAAAACAUAGCGGUUCUAGUUGAACGAACAUUAUUUUUAUACUGCAAAACAAAAAAAAAACAAUAGUGUGACUCUAAACAAAAAACUUUCUACUACAGCACAUUGUUGCCAGUCUACAUUUUUCUUUAUUUGUUUCUACACUGCACAUUAAGCUUACCCACUAUACACUGAAAAAAAAUGGAACGCAAUUUUAAUCAUCCACUGCAGAAACAGAAAAGUUUAAGCUUCAAGUUGAACUAUGUGAUUUUAAACUGUUGACAAUUUUUUCAAGGAAAAACGUACUACAAAGCUAAGCAUCGCUGUUGUUCUAACUACUCUUUUUUGUUGAUUUUAAUGCAUAGUAAUGGUCUAAAUGUUGUACUCUAUUACUCGUUUUUUAACAUACCUACACACCAUCGCAUCGGAAACAGUAUAAAUCAAUCAAUUGCGGAGCAGGCAAGUUGAACAAAAUUCGCUUACAAAACAGCAUCAAUAACAAGCAGCAAAAAAAACAUAAAGAAAAUGGCAGUGUUUCUCUAGAAUACCUUCAGGAAAUACUAAAUACUAGCAAGCAAGCAAGCAUUGUGGAUCGCGCUAAGAACACUGAAUCGGAGGAGAAUUUAAAUUGGCUUUUGGAUGACGAUUGUCCUAUCUCUUUAUCGAAUUACUCGAAAAAAUCGGAAAAAUAAUACAACCAUUAAUUAAUGCAACAAGACUUUUAAAGGCUGAUUUAGUUUUUAACGAACAAAACCAGAAUAAAAACGAUUUGAUGUAAAACAAAAAAAAGCAUUCGUCAACGCUGCGAAUGCGAAAAUUCAUGGAAAAAGUGGAUCGUACUGACACACACAAACAGGUCAUAUCAGCGCGCAUUCUUAUAUGCAAUCAAAAUAAUAAAAAAAAUUAAACAAAAAAUCCAAAUGCAAUUGAAAAUACCCCAGCCGCGUUCCGCGUCCCGAUCAGCACGCGAGGCAAAAUGCGGCCAAUGCGGGCUACGCGCAGUGACGUGGGUUUAAGUCCCCAACACGACACCAACACCAACAUCCGUUCGUUCGUUCGUUCGUACGUUCGUCACUGCGCAUGCAGUGUGACAUAAAAACAAAACCAACUCACAACAAAACAAACACACAGACACACAUGAAAAUGUGACAAGAAAAGCGAAUAAAAUCACUGCCAAUAAUAUUAAAAUCAACCAAGCAAACGGGGGAUAAACCAGUAAAAAAAAGCGAAAACAUCUAAGCCGUGAAAUUACAUUAAAACUUAAUAAACAAACAAACAAAAAAUUAUAUCGACUAAUUAAUCUAGCUGCUACAACGGUAUGUACGUGUGAAACCUAAACGUGUUUGACUUGUUUUUUCCAACAAAUAAAAAGAAAAAGAAAAGAGGAAAACACACACAGUAAAGAGUAAAGCGAAAAAGUAAAUGGAAAAGAACAAAACGAUGAUUGCUAUAACGUUAAGCCAACUCUAUCUCUCUCACCUCUAUCUCUCGUUGAAGUGACUAAAGUUUAAGAGGAAAAAAACGUAAAAAGUAAAACAAAACAAAACGAAAAAAAAAAUCGCAAACCCGUGGCAAGUUAAGUCUAAUAAUUUACGGUAACAUUUAAGCAUGAAUACUGGAACUAAACACGAAGAAAAAAAAAUCAAUGGAACAGGAGGAAAACAACAAAACAUGCAAAGAGAGAGAGGACAGACAACCGGUUUGAAAUGUGAUAUACCCCCUCCCCCCUAUGGUCCAAAACAAAAAGCCUGGGCCCGGGAAGGGGGGGGGGAGAAAAACGAAGCGAGUUUCGACUGCUUUUUUUUGUGUUCUCAAUUUUUGCUUUUUUUUUUAAAAAAAGGUACCUUUAAUUUAUAUUUACAAUGAUCCCCCCACCCCUGGCAGCGCAGAAAAAAGUGGAUGUGCUUACCCCCACCUCCCUCCCCCCCUUGCCUCCUCUUUUUGAAAAAGGGUUUGAACGGGGAUUUGGUGAGAGGGCAGUGUUGCCGAUGAAGUGUUUUUUUAAAUAGGCUUGACAAAGACUGCCUUUUUUUUUACAGUUGGACUUCAAAUAUUUUAUCUAAUUCUAAGAGUAUUUAUUUUUAGCUUAAGUACACGGACGGGUACGAAACUUGGCUAGAGAACUGAUUGAUGGCCGGCGCCGCCGGUUAGUAUUGUGGGUUUGAAAAAAAAACAGGAAAACAGGAAAGGAAAAGAUGGCUAACUUCUUGCUGAAGCACAUCCAUUUGUCUGUGAUUUUUUUUCUUUCAAGAAUGUGGUAAUGAAGUUGAACGACUGCCUUGAAAGGCAGCGUUUUUCCUUCGGUAAGAACGGGGCAAUAAGUGCAGUAAGGUACUACUGGUCUGUGACGAUCCCUGAGCUUCCUUUAUUUUUCGAUAAUUUCAAGUUGCAAUACGAGGGCGCUUCCUUCAGCAGCAUAAUGUCUAGUCGUGGUUUUAAUUAAUUCGGUGGAAAUUCCAAUUUCACGACCACGAGCAAUAGUUGCCGAUCGUAGCAACCGGUCUGAAAAGUACCCCAUCGCCAUCUCAACGGAAAGGCCGUUGGGUUGUUUACUUGACAGUUGCUAAGUUUCAGCUGCUAGGGAAGCGCACUGUGAUACGCGUAAAUUUUGUUGAUCUUCCACAAAAGUAUCUGUUGAUAAAAGUUGUUUUUUUUUUAGUUUUCAAGAACUUAACGAAUAUGAAACUACGUAAUGACAAAGAAUGAAAAAAAAAACAAAAUGGAAAUCUGUUAAACCAUAGUAAGUAGUAAGAACAAGCUGAUCUCCUAAAAAUUGUAGAAAAAAAGGCUUUUAUCGAAUUCCGCGUAACGAUUCUUCCCCGCUGUGUGUCGCAUAGUUUGAAGAAGCUGUCAGUGAGACAAGCGGCGGUGCGUUGUAGUGACAUCAUAAAGAGGGCAAUAAAUUUAAAAAUGAAAAAAAUAAAACGUUCCCCGUCCCUUUGAGAAAAAAAAGUGAAACCCAAAAUUGACUGAAAACAAAAUUCUACCAAAUUGAGCUAAUUGAAGAUAAUCAAAAUGCGUUAAAAAGUGGAUGAGACAAAGAAGAAAAAAAAUUAACAACACCAACUCUCAUCUAGCAAGCAAGCAAGCAAGCAAAACACAAAAACAAUACGGAAGCAAUCGAUCGAUAUUGGCAUAUUGUACUCGCGCGUGCGUGCAAAUUAAUCCAACCACAAAAAAAACAUAAAAAGAGAAUCACACACACAGAUAAUCGUGACAAUCGUGAACAUAACGGAAGCAAAUGCAAAACAUUGAAAAUGUAUCGUAAGUACCAAUCGGUUGUUUCUUUGUUUUUCUUUCUUUUUUCGAUUCUGUAAGAGGAAAAAAAACCAACACAUUUUGAGGUUAGAGAUUCGACGACGCACACCACGCAUACGAGCAAAGCAAACCAAAACUGACUAAAUUAGACUCGAAAAUUUGCGCGAAUGAAAAAAUACUACAAAAUAAAAGACUAAAUUUUUUGCCUCUUUAUAUGUACAAAACAAAAAAAAACGUAAUUCAAUACUUGUAUUUGGGUGCAACUUUACCGAACAGGCGGCGCGGAGGUACUAGGCUACAUGGCGACCGUCACGAAACCUUUGCGCAGCAAAUUUUUGCAUCUCAUUAUAGUAGGCCAACGCCAAAUGAAACAAGAAGAAGUAAAAAAACGCACUGCAACCGAAUGCAGCAGGCGAAGACAUCCUUAACAAAGGAAAAAAAACAACCAACUGAUCGCAUGUAAGCUAAACUAGGUGUUUGUUUACGUUUCUAUUCUGUUUGUUAGUCGGUGAAGAAACUACAUACCAGAGAACGAGCAGAAGGAAAAUAAUUGAUGUUGGCUCUUCUUCAUCUCUUUCUACACCCACAACAGACCUGUUGUUACGCUUUCGACAGCCGCUGAAGAAGUGCUGAAAAAUAAUAGGGAAAAACUGACGCACGCACAUAGAAAAUCAAAACCAAACCAAACACACACACACACACUCGGCAGAGAUUCGAUCGAUAUCCCUCCAACAAAAGUGAAGAAAACAUAACAUUAGGAAGUUAUCCAAAGCAAAAACUAAUGCUAUCAACCACUCUCAUUCUAUAGUAAGCUAAUGUUUAAAUAUUCGUUGGUGGUUUUGAGGGUGGUGACGUUUGCUCGUUCGUUGGAGCUGUCAAAUUCUUUCACUGUCCGAUGGGCGGCGAGGCCUACUUUGACGGACGGACGAACUUCAUCGCCCCAAACCAGAAAAUAUUCGUCGUCGUGAGGUAGAGAACUAUGCGUCUAGAGUACGAGAUUGAUUCACACUUUUUUCUACAACUCCCAAUCAUUAUCGGAUAUAAGAUUGUUGUUAACAAAUGAAAUAAAAAAAACUUUACUCCAAUCCCAAAAAUCAAAAAUAACAAAACAAAAAAAAAAUACGAAAACCUGAGCCAGUAAAUCCCAUGGAUCCCACAGAGCGAGUCCUUCCUUUCCCCAUUCCAAAAUCCCCGAAUAAGAAGUAAACUAACUAAUAAAUUGAAAACUGAAAACAGGUGUUAUGAAAUUGAACUGUAGAAUUUAAAUGUUUUAUUCCUCCCCGAAAGAAAGAAAGAAAGAAA